AUGAUACGUGCUACACAUUCAGACCACUUCUUUCUUUCUUUCUUUCUUUCUUUCUCUGAUGAUAACACCAUAGGACAUGAUACGUGCUACACAUUCAGACCACUUCUUUCUUUCUUUCUUUCUUUCUUUCUUUCUUUCUUUCUUUCUUUCUUUCUUUCUUUCUUUCUUUCUGAUGAUAACACCAUAGGACAUGAUACGACAUUACGUGCUUUCUUUUCUUUCACUUCUUUCUUUCUUUCUUUUUUUUUUUCUUUCUUUCUUUUUUUCUCUGAUGAUAACACCAUAGGACAUGAUACGUGCUACACAUUCACUUCUUUCUUUCUUUCUUUCUUUCUUUCUUUUCUUUCUUUCUUUCUUUCUCUGAUGAUAACAACCAUAGGACAUGAUACGUGCUACACAUUCAGACCACUUCUUUCUUUCUUUCUUUCUUUUCUUUCUUUCUUUCUUUCUUUCUUUCUCUGGACAUCUUUCUUUCUUUCUUUCUUUCUUUCAGAUGAUAACACCAUAGGACUUUCUUUCUUUCUUUCUUUCUUUCUUUCUUUCUUUUUUUCUUUCUCUGAUGAUAACACCAUAGGACAUGAUACGUGCUACACAUUCAGACCACUUCUUUCUUUCUUUCUUUCUUUUUUUCUCUGA
Molecule: messenger RNA, 636 nt
Organism: Acanthosepion pharaonis
Lineage: Eukaryota; Metazoa; Mollusca; Cephalopoda; Sepiida; Sepiidae
Source: the annotation of a GenBank genome assembly